CUUUUUCUUCUUUUUACAACACACACACACACACGAAUCGAAGGUUUGAAUUGCAUGUGAAGUAAGUAACUGGGCACUGCAAUUUAUAGUACAAAAAUUAGUCCCAAGAUUUCUGUAUGGAUUUUUAAUGGGCUAUUAGGUUGGAAAGGUUGCAUGUGAUUCACUAUGAAAAGAACUGAGCCUGUUCCGUUGGAUAUAUCAUCUGAUGAAGAUGAUAAACCUUCUGCAUCCAAUGGAACCAAAGAUCCUGCUGGUGGCAAGAGGCUAAAAACUGACACUGCAGUUAUCGUUUCUGACAAAAAAGUUGUAGUAACUGAAGAACUAAUGAUAAGAAGUGCAAAAAUGUAUCAAGAAUACAUGAAGCAAAUCCCGAUUCCAGCUCAACGCGGGUCAGUCAUAACAUUCACCUCAUGGAGUGGUUUAGCCAAAUCGAUGAAACAAUUGUACCAGCAGCCACUGCAUUACCUGACUAACGUUCGUGUAAAAGAGUGGGAUCAGUUGAGAGGCGAUGCUGACAUCAGAGCAGAACCAUUAGACACCAUAAUCCAUCCAUGUAAAGCGGAAACUAACAUCUGGCUCAUGGAAGAAGUUCACAGGCUCACAUCCUCUUAUCAAUUUCUUGCUAAACUAUGGUUAGCCGAUCCCAUGUACAACGCUUCUAUUGAUUCAGUUUUCCCCCAGUUAUGAAGGCUGUUGAUGUAAUCUCCCCUUACUAAUUGACUUUGGUAGCUUAGUUUGCAGAAUUAGAACUUGUGAUAUCAAACAAAAUCAUUUUGUUAGUUAUUGUGGUUUUUUAAUUUAGUAUGGUUUUAAAA
Molecule: messenger RNA, 815 nt
Organism: Erigeron canadensis
Lineage: Eukaryota; Viridiplantae; Streptophyta; Magnoliopsida; Asterales; Asteraceae
Product: protein RDM1-like
Exons: 4
Coding region: 166-687 (173 amino acids)
Cellular component (GO): nucleus; RNA polymerase V complex
Source: RefSeq, a predicted model, not a curated record